Molecule: messenger RNA, 1940 nt
Organism: Cladocopium goreaui
Lineage: Eukaryota; Dinophyceae; Suessiales; Symbiodiniaceae
Source: the annotation of a GenBank genome assembly
UCACGACUAUGGUGCUGGGUGAUAUCACCAACACCUACCGAAUCAGAUCUGAUGGGCUUAGCCAGAAAGCCAAGCGAGCCGUCGGUGAGAUCGAGCCAAGGACUCCAAGGGCAACAUUGACUCCAAAGACGCCAGAGGCCAAGCGUUGCUUCGCGCGGCUGCCCGAGAGUGAAAAGGCUGCGUGGUCCGAGGCUCGUGCUGAGCAACAGCAACGGAUUGAGGCUCUACUGGAGCAAUUGAGGCCCUGGAGACAUCAAGCUAAGGAGCUCCGUCGUCGGGGUGACGCCACACAGCAACGGAUGGAGGCGAAGUGCCAGGAAAAGAGGGCCCAGAGCCAGGAGGCCGAGCUGCGAAUUUUUGAGCUCCGUGAAGGUGAAGCCUCGCUGACGGCGGAGCUGCAUCAAUUGCUGGAUCAACUGCGCCCCGAGGAUGACCUCCACCGGCGGCUCGGGACUGGCUUGGCCGCUAAGGAGAGCGCCCUGGCAGAGGAUACCUUGACGGUGCAGGAGUUGCUGGACGCGAAGGUUGUCAUGCAGCAGCGAAAUCGCUGUAAGCAAGAGUUCCAUGGAAGGCUUCAGGAGCUUCGGGGCACGGAGCGGCAGCAGCAGCAGGAACGGCAACAGGUCCUGGAAGACAACGUUCCGCGCGCGCGACAGCUCCACAACAGCUACCUGAACCUCAAAGGCAACAUCCGGGUCUUCUGCCGCUUUCGGCCACGGCUUAGACAUGAAGCGGAGGAAGCCAAGGUUGCCUUUCAUGAUGAGCAGAGAAUCAGCCUGCAGUCGGAGAUGCUGAAAAGUGUCACAGGACUGAGUGAGCACUGCAACUCCUACGAUUUCCAUUUCGACCAAGUUUUUGGACCUCAGGCGUGUCAGGCGGAGAUCUUUGAGGAGCUCUCCUUGUUGGUGCAAUCGGCCUUGGAUGGCUACAAGGUGGCCAUCUUCGCGUACGGCCAGACAGGCGGUGGGAAGACCUACACCAUGGACGGUGACCAGGGUAACCGAAGCGGUGACCGAACGAGUGGUGCUGGCGUCAUUCCGCGCAGCGUUGAUCUGAUCUUCCAGGAGGUCGCAGAGUUGCGGAGUAAAGGAUGGGACUUUGAGCUGACCUGCACGCUGCUGGAGGUCUACAACGAGUCAGUAUUUGACCUGCUGGCGCCUCGAGAUGCCAAGGAACGCUCGGCUCAUGGGACUGAUGGCAGACAGGCGGUGGAGCAGUUCACUUUCCGUCGGGUCCAGGAGGCCUCGCAGGUUCAUCGGCUCCUGGCCAAGGCGGCGCGAGAGCGGCACACAGCCUCCACGGCCUGCAACGAUCGCUCCAGUCGCUCGCACGCGCUCUUCCAGUUGGCUUUGCAAGGUUCACAGGCCAACGGCUCGGCCCGCUGCAGUGGUCUGCUGUCCUUCGUGGACCUCGCGGGCUCUGAACGCGUCGUGGCCUCGCAGGUCCAAGGCGAACGGCUGCGCGAGGCCCAGUAUAUCAAUCGCUCUUUAUCUGCAUUGGGAGAUGUGAUAGAAGCUCUGAAACGGAAACCUGGAGGCCACGUGCCGUACCGCAACUCGCGCUUGACAAUGCUGUUGAAGGACUCCUUAGGUGGCGAUGCCAAGGCCUUGAUGUUUGUGAACGUCUCAAUGUGCCUGGGACAGCUGCCAGAGACUCUGUCCUCUUUACGCUUUGCGAGUAAGGUCCAUGCCUGCGAAGUGGGCCUUCCUUCCCGACGAUUUGCGGCCUGAACAUGCCUUAUGUUUUAUCAUUUUCCCAUAGUUUUCUUAUGCUGUGUCAAAGGUCUAUAUACCACCAAAAUCCACCAAAUAGACAAGGUUCUUGAUGGAUGGAGCUCUAAAAUCUAGAGCCGACGUGUUUUUUGUCGCUGCCUCGCAUCGGAGUGAAGGAUUGCCCAAUUUUUCAAAUUGUGGUGAUUGGAUGUGAUCGGUGUUGGUCGC